GGGAGGUACUUUGCUACAUGCGACCAUCCACACGCGUCGUUCCCAGGUCUCUGCAACUCUGCCAUAAGCAUCCCAUUAAAGUGCCUUUUUUUUCUCGAUCCGCAUGAUUACUACUUGUCCCUGGAUGAUUUCCCGGAUCAUAGGUAAUGAUGAGACAAUCCGUGCUUCUAGGAACGGGUCUACAGCUGUUUGGAUUUGUUACGGCAGGCAGAAACGCCAUCGUCGAGUCCGUGUUAAAUCCUCCGAACGGCUGGGAGAGGGUGCAGGAUGCCAACCCAUUAUCGAUAAUCCAGCUGCGAAUAGCAUUACAGCAGCCGAACGUGUUGAAUGGCAACUUCGAGCGAAUCUUUUACGAUAUUUCGUCUCCAGACCAUCCUUCCUAUGGUCAGCACCUAUCAAGAGAAGAGUUGAAAGAGCUGGUUAAGCCGCAUCGGGAGUCAACCGAUGCUGUUGUUAGCUGGCUGAAGUCUGGUGGAAUUUCUAAUUCCGAAAUUGAGGAUGCGGGCGAUUGGAUCAACUUUAGGGCCACAGUAGCACAGGCUGAAAACCUCCUGAGUGCCGAUUUCGGUAUUUACAACUAUGAAGGUACGGACGACACGAGGAUACGAACAUUGAAGUAUUCGGUACCAGAGGGCCUUAGGACGCACAUAACCAUGAUACAGCCUACGACCGUCUUUUCUCGAACUCGACGGCAUGAUAGUCAUAUAUACAAGGGUGAAAAUGCGGAAGGGUUGGAGGAAGGUUCGGAGGAGUUGUCCUUCAAUAUCGAUACCGACGUGAUGGCUAACGGAACGAAUCCACUGAAAAUCUGCAACUACUUCAUUACACCGGCCUGCCUUAGGUUGCUGUAUAAAGUCGGAAACUAUACGGCCAAGCCCGCGGCCAAAACCAGUAUCGGAGUCAGCGGUUUUCUCAAUCAAUACGCCAAACACGACAUGUUACAGGUGUUCCUAGACAAGUACGCUCCGAUUGCAUCUAGCCAGAGCUUCACGACACCCCUGAUCAAUGGCGGCGAAGACAACCAGACAGACACAGCCAACGAAGACGUCGAGGCAAACUUGGAUAUGCAAUAUGUGGCUGCUAUGGGGUUCAACUCUGACAUUCGGUUCUUUUCAGUCGGAGGGCGAGGGCCAUUAAUUCCUGACCUUGACCAGCCGAACGAAAACCAGAACAGCAACGAGCCUUAUCUCGAGCUCGUUACCUACCUCCUCAACCUGACCGACGACGAGCUUCCCACGACAUUAUCCACUUCUUAUGGAGACAACGAGCGCGAGAUCCCCAUCGUGUACGCCCAGAAAGUAUGCGAGAUGUUCGGCCAACUCGGCACCCGCGGCGUAAGCAUCAUCUUCUCGUCCGGCGACACCGGCCCCGGGUCUGCAUGCCAGACGAACGACGGCACGAAAACCACGCGCUUCACGCCCACCUUCCCCGGCGCAUGUCCCUACAUCACCUCCGUGGGCGGGACGGCCGGCGUGCUGCCCGAGAAGGCCGUCUCGUUCUCCUCCGGCGGCUUCAGCGACUACUUCCCGCGGCCGGCGUACCAGGACGCCGCGGUGUCGGGGUACCUGGGGGGCAUCGGCGGCGCGUUCUCAGGGCUGUACAACGCGUCCGGGCGGGGGUUCCCGGACGUCUCGGCGCAGGGGAACGCGUACCGGGUCAUGGACCAGGGCAAGGUGACGUCGGUGAGCGGGACGUCUGCGUCGGCGCCGGCGUUCGCGGGUAUCAUCUCGCUGGUGAACAACGCCCUGGUUGCGCAGGGAAGGAGGCCGCUCGGCUUCUUGAAUCCCUGGUUGUAUAGCACCGUGGCCGCCAAGGGCGGGCUGACGGACAUCACGGUGGGUGGGAGCAGGGGCUGUGGGCCGACGAGUCCGUACUCGGGCCUGCCGACGCCGGAGGUGCCAGGGGCUGGCUGGAACGCGACGGAGGGGUGGGAUCCGGUGACGGGGCUGGGGACGCCGUUGUUCCCUAGGUUGUUGGCUUUGGCAUUUGCGAAUGUAUCGCAGACGGAGGGGGGUGCUGGUAGUGGUGCUGAUAGCUAGGCGGAGUCUAGAGGUGUCAGCUGAGAACGGCCAGAGGCCCGGGGAUUUCUGACAAGUGAUAAUCAAAUAGAUGGUCUUGAGUACCUCGGAUAAGUCAUGCAUAGAAACAAUGACGUUUUGGCGAUCUUGGUUAGUCUUUCUUCUG
Molecule: messenger RNA, 2184 nt
Organism: Truncatella angustata
Lineage: Eukaryota; Fungi; Ascomycota; Sordariomycetes; Amphisphaeriales; Sporocadaceae
Product: tripeptidyl-peptidase 1
Exons: 3
Coding region: 147-2039 (630 amino acids)
Biological process (GO): proteolysis
Molecular function (GO): serine-type endopeptidase activity; tripeptidyl-peptidase activity
Source: RefSeq, a predicted model, not a curated record